Molecule: messenger RNA, 1709 nt
Organism: Castor canadensis (American beaver)
Lineage: Eukaryota; Metazoa; Chordata; Mammalia; Rodentia; Castoridae
Product: malignant fibrous histiocytoma-amplified sequence 1 homolog
Source: RefSeq, a predicted model, not a curated record
AUGGAGAACAUGCUCUGCAGUAGUGAACUGGCCAUAGAUGCCAAGGAAGUGGUUGAAAAAUGUGAUGUCCCCAAGGAGCAUGGCAAUCCAAAUUGCUUUAAAGUAUCUGCUUUAGCAGAAGCCUCCCUGGACCUGUGGUUCAUUGUGUAUGACUUAGUUGGGGAUGAAAGCUAUGAGGUGAUCCAGCCCUUCUUCCUGUCCCCAGGGGCCCUGUAUGUGCUGGUGGUCAAUUUGGCCACCUAUGAACCACGCUGCUUUCCCACCACUGUGGGCUCCUUCUUGCAUCGGGUGGGGGCCCGUGUGCCUCAUGCCGUGGUGUGCGUUGUGGGCACUCACGCGGGCGGGGAGCGGGUGCUGGAGGAGAAGUGUCUGGACAUUCACCGCCAGAUCGCCCUGCAGGAGAAGCGUGAUGCACAGGGCCUCAGCUGUCUAGCUCAGGUGGCCGACGAGGCCCUGGCCCAGGACUUUGAACUGCGCUCUGCCAGCCCCCAUGCGGCCUACUAUGGUGUUUCGGACAAGAACCUGCGGAGGUCCAAGGCCCAUUUUCAAUACCUGCUCAACCACCGUCUGCAGAUCCUCUCCCCGGUGUUGCCUGUUAGCUGCAGGGACCCUCACCAAUUACAACGCCUUCGGGACAAGCUGCUCUCGGUAGCUGAGCACCAAGAAAUCUUCCUCAACUUGCAUGGAGUCCUGCCGAGGUCCUGGCAGGUGCUGGAGGAGCUGCACUUCCAGCCACCUCAGGCCCAGCGCCUUUGGCUGAGCUGGUGGGACUUGGCUCCCCUGGGCCUGCAGGCAGGUCUGACUGAGGACCGACUGCAGUGUGCCCUUUCUUACCUGCAUGAGAGCGGCAAGCUGCUCUACUUUGAGGAUAGCCCGGCCUUCAAGGAGCGUGUCUUCCACAACCUCACCCGCCUCAUCGACAUCCUCAAUGUCUUUUUCCAGAGGGAUGCCUCCUUGCUGCUGCAUAAACUGCUCCUGGGGACCAGUGGAGAGAGUGAGGGCGAGGGAGAUAGCUCCCCAGGGAUGGCGCUGCCCAGCCUGGGCCAGGACCUGCUCCAGGCCACCCAAUUCCAUCAUUAUGUGGAAGGCUUUCUGCUGCAUGGACUCCUGCCAGCCCAUGUCAUUCGAUUGCUGCUUAAGCCUCAUAUCCAAGCCCAGCAGGACUUGCAGAUGCUGCUGGAGCUGCUGGAGAAGAUGGGACUCUGUUACUGCCUCAAUAAACCCAAGGGCAAGCCUUUGAAUGGGUCCACAGUUUGGUACAAGUUUCCAUGCUAUGUGCAGAACGAGGUGCCCCAUGCAGAGGCCUGGAUUAAUGGGACCAACCUAGCUGGGCAGUCUUUUGUGGCUGAGCAAUUGCAGAUGGAGUCUAAUUUUCCUUUUACCUUUCCACCUGGGUUGUUUGCACGCUACAGUGUCCAGAUCAACAGCCAUGUGGUGCAUAGGUCGGAUGGUAAAUUUUAGAUCUUUGCAUACAGAGGGAAGGUUCCUGUGGUGGUGAGUUACAGACCUGCUAAGGGGGUCCUGAAGCCAGACACCCUGUCCAUUUUCAGCCAUGCAUCGUUACCAAAUAUAUGGACUGCAUGGCAAGCCAUCACCCCUUUGGUGGAGGAACUGAAUGUCCUACAUCAGGAAUGGCCUGGACUGCACUACACCGUGCACAUCCUCUGUUCUAAGUGCCUUAAGAGAGGGUCGCCCAAUCCACACGCUUU